AUGGCAGAAGAAGAUAUUAGUGGAGAAGACUAUCCAACAGAAAUUCAUGACUAUCUGUCAGCUUUUGAGAAUUCCCUUCAUUCUGUGGAUGAAAUGCUGAAGACCAUGAUGUUAGUUUCUAGAAAUGAGUUAUUACAAAAGUUGGACCCACUUGAACAGGCCAAGUUGGAUUUAGUUUCUGCUUAUACAUUGAAUUCAAUGUUUUGGGUUUACUUGGCCACUCAAGGAGUUAAUCCCAAGGAACAUCCAGUAAAGCAGGAAAUAGAUGGAAUAAGAAUAUAUAUAAACAGAGUCAAAGAAAUUACAGACAAGAAAAUGGCUGCCAAACUGGAUAAAGGAGCUGCUUCAAGAUUUGUAAGAAAUGCUCUCUGGGAAGCCAAACCAGAAAAAGGAUCAAAGUCCUCAAAUAAAGGAAAAAGGAAAAAGUGAAUCUUUGGU
Trichosurus vulpecula (common brushtail) is the source of this 438-nucleotide messenger RNA. Its product is annotated as nuclear nucleic acid-binding protein C1D-like. The coding region runs from base 1 to 429 and encodes 142 amino acids. The transcript has a single exon. Gene Ontology annotation, molecular function: RNA binding; DNA binding. Gene Ontology annotation, cellular component: nucleolus; exosome (RNase complex). Gene Ontology annotation, biological process: maturation of 5.8S rRNA; regulation of gene expression. NCBI's taxonomy places the organism in Eukaryota, Metazoa, Chordata, Mammalia, Diprotodontia, Phalangeridae. The record is from RefSeq and is a predicted model, not a curated record.